CAUCAAGCGUCUGGUUUGCAACGCCCCUCUUUAGGGAAGGGAAUGGUCGGCUUUUAAACCGAUAAGGACUGUGGACUCUUUCCAGUGUGUUUUGCGGGAAAAGUGAAACUGGAUGUGCGAGGACUGGAUGUCUGACAACAACUGCGGGAAAGCGCAACAUCAACUUUACAGAAUAAAAUAACCACCUCUAAGAAAAGCGGGAUAAGAUGGCGUCGGCCAGUGAUACCCGUCAGCAGCCGCAGGUGCAGAAGGAUGUAGCCGAUCAGAAUUUCGACUACAUGUUCAAGCUGCUCAUCAUUGGCAACAGCAGUGUGGGAAAAACUAGUUUUCUGUUCCGUUACGCUGACAACUCUUUCACUUCAGCGUUUGUCAGCACGGUCGGCAUCGACUUUAAAGUCAAAACAGUGUACCGCAAUGAGAAACGAGUCAAACUGCAAAUAUGGGACACAGCAGGGCAGGAGAGGUACCGCACUAUUACCACAGCAUACUACAGAGGGGCCAUGGGCUUCCUGCUAAUGUAUGACAUCACUAACCAAGAGUCCUUCUACGCUGUGCAAGACUGGGCAACUCAGAUUAAAACGUACUCGUGGGACAACGCUCAGGUGAUUCUUGUGGGAAACAAAUGUGAUCUGGAGGACGACAGACUGGUGUCCAGAGAGGAUGGAGAGAGACUGGCAAAUGAGCUAGGAUUCCAGUUUUUCGAAGCCAGUGCGAAGGAUAACAUUAAUGUCAAGCAGGUGUUUGAGAGGCUGGUCGAUAUAAUCUGUGACAAAAUGAACGAGAGCUUGGAUGGAGACCCAAGCAUUUUAACCAAUCACAAAGGUCCAAGUCUGCAAGACACGCCCCCUGUUGGACAGAGCAGCUGUGGAUGUUAAUGAUCAUCUCUCAGCAAACACUCAUCCUUGAAGGCAAACAUUCACACACAUGCACACAUUCCCU
Carassius auratus (goldfish) is the source of this 939-nucleotide messenger RNA. RefSeq names its product GTP-binding protein Rab-3D-like. The transcript is spliced from 5 exons. The record is from RefSeq and is a predicted model, not a curated record. Gene Ontology annotation, molecular function: GTP binding; GTPase activity. NCBI's taxonomy places the organism in Eukaryota, Metazoa, Chordata, Actinopteri, Cypriniformes, Cyprinidae. The coding region runs from base 207 to 875 and encodes 222 amino acids.